Pristis pectinata (smalltooth sawfish) is the source of this 1205-nucleotide messenger RNA. RefSeq names its product leucine rich repeat containing 3Ca (gene lrrc3ca). Bases 411 to 1193 code for a protein of 260 amino acids. Gene Ontology annotation, molecular function: protein binding. Lineage: Eukaryota; Metazoa; Chordata; Chondrichthyes; Rhinopristiformes; Pristidae. The transcript is spliced from 2 exons. The record is from RefSeq and is a predicted model, not a curated record.
GGAAGAAUACAUUACAGAUCACAGCAAACCGGACCAAGAAUUCUCGCAGCACAACUGAAGGAAGCUUUGGGUUGGCAAAUCUGCAGAAAACAACGCCAGGUCUCUCUCUCUCUCUCUGAGCAAUAGAGAGGGGAAAGUAAAUGAAAGGAGGACGUGGCUCGAAUCAAAAGCUGUCUGCAAACCGAGGGACUGAGCGAAGACUGAAAUAGAUCGAGAUUAUACAAGCGCCUGUUGCUUCCUCGUUUCCACCGCCCUGCCUUUCAGAUGCAACGAUGCUGCGCUGUUUGUAGGGGCGAUUUGGCUCUUCACAGUUGGCUGUCACAGAUUGCAGCUGCAGUUCCCAGAGGUGCCACAAAGUGUGGACUCCAUCGUGGAUUGGAGGAUUUCCAGGAUUAUGCCGAUGCCCCAGAAUGGAGCUGAGGAACCUGCUCCUGCGGCACUCUGUCGCCAUGUGGCUGCUUUUACAGAGCUUUGUCCUGAUGACCUUCUGCUUUAAUUCAGCAACAACGUGUCCGAAAGGCUGUUACUGUUCAGAUCCUGACAAGAAACUGACUGUCCGCUGCAGCGACAUGCACCUGAAGGAGGUCCCCAGGGACAUUCCAAAUAACACGCGGAAGCUCUACCUUGAUUCCAAUCAAAUAACUUCCAUUCCACACGAGGUCUUCAAGAAUCUGCAUGAACUGGAGGAAUUGGAUCUGUCCAAUAAUGCCAUCCAACACUUGGAGCUGGGCGCCUUCCGAGGACUGAACGACAGCUUGAAGUUUCUGAACCUCUCCCACAAUAAACUGGUGACUGUUAACAAAGAAGUCUUCAGCAAAUUGAAAGCAGUUAUUAAACUUUCGGACAACCCCUGGUUCUGUAAUUGUGACCUGCAGGAAAUGAUCAAGACGGUUACUGUCAAGGUUGAGUCCACCAAUGACAUCAUCUGCGCAUCUGCUUAUCCAGAGGAACACACAAAGAAAUCUUUCUUGGAAGUUGCACACCACGUCAACUUCUGUAACUUUCAGAAAAAGACGACCGAUGUGGCAAUGCUGAUCACCAUGUUUGGCUGGUUCACCAUGGUAAUCUCUUAUUUGGUGUACUACGUCAGACAGAACCAGGAAGAUGCCAGGCGCCACCUUGAGUACCUGAAGUCGCUGCCCAGCAAGCAGAGGAAGUCAGAGGCAUCCUCCACGAUUAGCACAGUGGUGUAACGAUGCACUUCC